UGAAAUUGCGUUCGGCGCUUGACAGUUUCUACUGCCUAUCGACGUUGACCCACUGGUCUCAUCCGGCGUGCCUUCGAGAGACGUUACGUGUGCUUCAUUCUGUCAUGAACAUCUGGGCUGAGCAUCGUAAUCCAGAAGGCCGUACCUACUGGUUCAAUACCGGGACGAAGCAGAGCGUAUGGGAGAAGCCUGAUGGUUUGAAGACACCGUUCGAGGGCGCCUUGAACCAAACAAAAUGGAAGGAAUAUUUCUCAGGGGGGCGAAAGUACUAUUACAAUGCCGAGACGAAGGAAUCGAAAUGGGAUAUGCCUGAUGAAUUGUUACUAGUUCUUGAGAAGGUGGAGAAGGAAACGCAAGCACCAGCAAACGUGGCCCCAAGAGCAGUGACAGCGCCAGGUUUUACUCCAGUCGCAGGAGCUAUACAAGGUGGAAACGUCCCCAUGGGAGGUGCUGACACGUCCUCAUCCACGUCCGCUUCCCAGCCCAGUCAAAACGGCACAAGCCUCGCCGUCGGUGCACACACUGGCGCCCUCCCGUUGGCUGCCAACACCGUUUUGCCAACCCGACCCAACCUGCCAGAAGAUCCAGUAAUCCCGCAUAAUGGAUUUUUGACUCUUGAAGAAGGAGAAAAGGCUUUCACCCAUUUGUUGAGGAAAGCAGGAGUGGAUGCGACUUGGACUUGGGACCAGACGAUGCGUGCCAUUAUCACUGAUCCACUGUACAAAGCUCUCAAUACUCUCGCCGAGAAGAAAGCCUGCUGGGAGAAGGACACUACAGGCCUAAAGCAGAAAGAACAAGAGGAAAGGGAAGCACGGUUAUCGAAGCUACGACCAGCUAUCCGGAACAUGUUGAAAGGCAAUCCCAAUGUGUUUCAUUACAGCACGUUUCCUACUGCAGACAAACUUUUUUCCCAGCACCCGAUCUGGCAGCAAGCAAGGGUUGAAGCGGAGCGGAGGCUUAUUUUCGAGGAAUAUGUAACUGAACUCAAAGAACGUGAAGUGGACGAGACUCGCGCCGCUCGAGCACGAAGCGUAGCUAAAGUUGUCGCGCUUUUCAAGGAGCUUCAAGUUGAUGUCACCACACGAUGGCGCUCAGCUCAUCAGCUUCUCACUGAGUCUGACGAAUGGAACUCAGACCUCGAGUUGCGCAAGUUGCCUACUCUCGAUAUUCUUCUUGCAUUUGAAGAUUACAGUAGAGUCCGCGAGAGAGAAUAUGAAGAGCAGAUGAGGAGAGCUCAGGUCGAGAAAACAAGGCGCGAACGAAAAGCUCGUGAAGCCUUCAAGGCUCUCCUUCAUGAGUUGGUACAGGAGAGGAAGAUCAAAGCCCGGACGAAAUGGAAGUCAGUUUACCCCCUCUUCCGUAGCGAUAACCGCUAUCUUGACAUGCUCGGAAAUCCUGGAUCCAACCCCCUCGAAUUAUUCUGGGAUAUUGUCGAUGCUUUAGACCAGCAGUUCGACGGGAAGAUCGCUAUCGUUGAGGACGUCAUUAGGAAGCACAACGGGAAGCUGGAAGCCACCGAAAAGUCGGAAGAUGGAAUAGAUGCAGAGGGCUUGUUCGUUGUGACUCCUGAAACUACGUGGGAGCAAUUCUCUGCGGUGGUUGAUCCUAAGAAGGAUUCAGCAUUGCAAGCACUUUCGGAAGACGACCUCCGUCUGGUUUCCAAGUCGGUCAUAGAUGCUGCUACCAAGAAGCAGGCCGAUGAAAAGAGGCGAGCGGAGCGAAAACAACGCCAUUUGCAGGAUGAUCUUCGCUAUGCUAUGAAAAAGCUUUCCGAGCCGAUCGACAUCAACAUGAAAUACGAAGAUGCCAUCCCUCUCAUCGAGAAUCUUCCUGAGUACAAGGCCUUGGAAGAUGAAGACGGCAGACGAGCAGCCUUUGCGAAGUACGUCAAGCGUCAGAAGGAACGAAUGCGCGAGGCUGGUUCUGAGGACGGCGGUUCCGCCACGAGUCGGAAACGCAAAGAGCCAAGCCACCGUGACGAUGACCGCGACAAAGAUAGGGACCGCGAACGGGGUGAAAAGGACAAACGCGACAAGGAUUCCCAUCGUGACCGAGACCGAGACAAGGAUCGCGAGAGGGACCGCGAACGUGGAAAGGAUUAUGAGCGAGGAGGGAGGAGCUCCAGACAUCACCACCGUUAUGACGACUAUGACUCUGAGCGCCGGGGUUCUCGAGACUAUGGCCGUGAAAGGGACGACAGGGACAAGGACCGUGACGGGUACCGGUCAUCAAAAUAUCACCGCGACGACGACAAGAGGAAGGACAGGGAUGGUCGAGACGGAAGACGCGAACGUGAUCCUAGUCGUGGAAAAGAUUGGGACGAGACGCCACGACGAGCUGCUGAAAGAGAGCGUAGCAAUCCUAUCUUCAAGGACGAAGGCCGCGAGAAGCGCGAGCACGAUGACGGAAGUCAAGGCGACCGUGCUGAAAAGGGUGCGCGGUAUGACCGCGAGGACCAGGCGUCGGACCAGAUGGAUGUGGACAAGAGACAGGACUCGGCUCGUGCAGAGACACCGGAGGAGGGUGAAAUCUAGU
Molecule: messenger RNA, 2535 nt
Organism: Cyclocybe aegerita
Lineage: Eukaryota; Fungi; Basidiomycota; Agaricomycetes; Agaricales; Hemipholiotaceae
Source: the annotation of a GenBank genome assembly